Molecule: messenger RNA, 432 nt
Organism: Aphanomyces invadans
Lineage: Eukaryota; Oomycota; Saprolegniomycetes; Saprolegniales; Verrucalvaceae
Exons: 2
Coding region: 1-432 (143 amino acids)
Molecular function (GO): nucleic acid binding
Source: RefSeq, a predicted model, not a curated record
AUGUCAUCGGCGGACCAUCCCGAUCCCGAUAGACAGACCGAACGCGUCAAUCGCGUCAUCGAGGAUCUUCUGCGCAGCUACGCUGUGUCCAAGCCUCGAACGUGGAGCUCCCUGUUCCAACAAGUUGAAUUCGCGUACAACGCGACGGUUCACGCUUCAACCGGUUCGUCCAUGCGCCAAUUGGGUAACAACAUCGCCCACGAGCAACAGCAGAAAGCAAGACAAGCGAACGAGAAAGGUCGAAGCAACACGACCAAGUUCGAAUUGGGAGACUUAGUCUACAUCCACAAGUCGGCGGUCCCUCCGACUGUGUUGGGCAACCCUAAGCUCCAGGCCUCUUGGAUCGGGCCUUUCCCUAUCAAGAAGAUAGUCCGCGCAACCUCGUUGCGGCUCGAACUGCCAGACGACUGGCGAAUCCACCCGACGUUUUAG